Cokeromyces recurvatus is the source of this 522-nucleotide messenger RNA. RefSeq lists its product as uncharacterized. Gene Ontology annotation, biological process: tricarboxylic acid cycle. Bases 1 to 522 code for a protein of 173 amino acids. The record is from RefSeq and is a predicted model, not a curated record. Gene Ontology annotation, molecular function: oxoglutarate dehydrogenase (succinyl-transferring) activity; thiamine pyrophosphate binding. The transcript is spliced from 3 exons. NCBI's taxonomy places the organism in Eukaryota, Fungi, Mucoromycota, Mucoromycetes, Mucorales, Mucoraceae.
AUGAGUAAUGAUUCCUUUGACGUCCAUAAGAAAGACCAACCACCACCCAAUUGGCAUAUCGUUAAUUGUACUACGCCUGCUCAAUAUUUCCAUGUUUUGCGUAGACAGAUGCAUCGUACAUAUCGUAAACCUUUAAUUGUUGCUUCACCUAAAAGUUUAUUAAAAUCACCUCUCGCUGUAAGCUCCUUAAAAGAAAUGGCGCCUGGUACACAUUUCCAACCUAUCUUAUCUGAUCCUAUUAUUCGCGAUCCUUCUAAAAUUAAAAAGGUUGUCUUUUUAUCUGGUAAAUUUUAUUAUGAUCUUGUAAAAGAAAGAGAGAAACGAGGUUUAGACGAUACAAUUGCUUUAAUUCGCGUUGAAGAGCUAUGUCCAUUCCCAAAGACAGAGUUACAAGAUGAAAUCAGCAAGUUCUCUGGUGCACAAGAAUUUAUUUGGUGUCAAGAGGAACCUCAAAAUGCAGGUGCUUAUGCUUUUAUGGCCCCUAGAUUAGCUCAAAUUUUACCAGAGAAUAAGGUAAAAUAG